Saccharomyces mikatae IFO 1815 is the source of this 4506-nucleotide messenger RNA. It is a transcript of the gene NUP170, whose product is annotated as Nup170p. Gene Ontology annotation, molecular function: structural constituent of nuclear pore. The transcript has a single exon. NCBI's taxonomy places the organism in Eukaryota, Fungi, Ascomycota, Saccharomycetes, Saccharomycetales, Saccharomycetaceae. The record is from RefSeq and is a predicted model, not a curated record. Bases 1 to 4506 code for a protein of 1501 amino acids. Gene Ontology annotation, cellular component: nuclear pore inner ring; nuclear pore. Gene Ontology annotation, biological process: RNA export from nucleus; protein import into nucleus; protein localization to nuclear inner membrane.
AUGUUUCAAAAUUUUUUCCACAACAGUGGGCCCACAGGUGCUGGUGAAACGUUCUCAGAUAGCAGAUCGUACCCUUUAACGAAUCAUCAGGAAGCACCUCGAAGUGGCUUCAAUGAGCCGGCUUCAUCUGCAGCUAAGCCACCACACGAACAACCUACACGCAUAUUAAAUUCAUAUCCAAUUGCUGGUCCCAAUCCGCUCAUGAGAGCGGGUGCUAUGGGGGCGACCUCUGGCAGCAUCAAUCCUAAUAUGUCCAAUAUGAAUGAGCACAUUCGUGUUUCUGGGAUGGGGACUUCGAAACCACUAGAUUUGGCGGGGAAGUACAUUGACCAUCUACAACAUAAGGAUAGUAGCACUCCAGUACUAGAUGAAAGGUCUUAUUAUAAUAGUGGGGUGGAUUAUAACUUCAGUAGAGAGAAAAAUGGUUUAGGUGCGUUUACUCCUUUUGAAAGACAGAGCGUGUUCAAAAUACCGGACGAAGUUCUGCAUGAUCUUUCGACUUCACAGACAAGGACAGAUAUGGGUAUUUUUCCGGAGUUGAACCGAUGUUGGAUAACUAUCGAUAAUAAGCUAAUACUCUGGAAUAUUAACAAUGAUAACGAGUAUCAGGUGAUAGAUGAUAUGAAGCAUACCAUCCGAAAAGUUGCCCUAGUGAAACCUAAACCGAACACCUUUGUGCCUACCGUUAGACAUAUACUUUUGAUAUGCACAACAAUGGAUAUUUUUAUGUUUGCUAUCUCUUUAGACAAGACCACUAACGAACUAAGUGUAUUCAAUACACAUUUAUCUGUCCCUGUGCAAGGGGUUGAUAUAAUAGACAUUGUGUGUCAUGAAAGAUCAGGUAGGAUUUUCUUCGCUGGCCAAGGAAGUGGUCUCAAUAUCUGGGAGUUGCAGUAUUCAAGCUCCGAUGAUUGGUUCAAUAGCAAAUGUAGCAAAGUUUGUUUAACAAAAUCUGCCUUAUCAAGUUUUUUACCAACUAACAUGUUAUCCCAGAUUCCAGGUAUUGAUUACGUUCAAGCGCUCUUCGAAGACAAUACUAACGGUGAUGGUGGAUUUCAACAAGAGACUAUUAUACAAUUAACUAUCGACCAACAAAGAGGCAUCAUUUAUUCAUUAUCUUCUAAAUCCACUAUCAAAGCAUACGUCAUAACAGAGAAAUCACUGGAAGGACCCAUGUCCAUUGAACCUGCCUAUAUCAGUAGGAUCAUAGGUACCACUACAGCAAGAGCCGCACCAAUUUUAGGCCAUAAAUACCUCAAAAUCGUGAAGAUAAGCUCUGUCACACCUGAUGAAAACAAUAACCUGUUUUUGGUUGCCUUAACAGUGGGUGGGGUACGCUUAUACUUCAAUGGUUCCAUGGGCAGAUUCAACAUUGAGGCCUUAAGGCUUGAAUCAAUCAAGUUUCCACCAAGUUCCGUAACACCCGACGUCAUCCAACAAGAAUUGUUACAACAAGAACAAGAACAAGCAAAAAGGAGCUUUCCUUUUUUUUCAAACAUAAUGUCUUCAGAACCAGUACUUUUGAAAUUUCAAAAGAAGUCAUCUGUAUUACUAGAGACUACAAAAGCGAGUACUAUUAUUUCUCCAGGUAUUUUUUUUUCCACUGUGGUUAAAUCAUCUCAGCAAAUAGAGCAGGCAAAUAAAAAAGAAAAAAUUUCCAAUACUGUAACUACGGGUAUUACCACCUCUAAAGUCACCAAGCUCCCACCGGCCACCUUACAACAUAAGCUUUUUGUUAGUGUUCCAGAUUAUGGUAUUUUGAAAACACACGGUAAGUAUGUUGAAAAUGCCACGUUCUUGGAAACUACAGACCCAGUCCAACAGGUUAUUCCUUUAUCAGGGUUGUUUAACGCAACGACAAAGCCACAAGGAUUUGCUAAUGAAUUUGCAACACAAUACACAUCAGAAACCUUAAGAGUAGCAGUCUUGACUAAUACUUCUGUGGAAAUCUAUAAAUACCGUACUCCUGAUGAAAUUUUUGAGGACUUAAUCGAUAAUCCAUUACCAUUUGUAUUAAAUUAUGGUGCCGCGGAGGCUUGCUCCACUGCGUUAUUUGUUACUUGCAAAUCAAACAAAUCGGAGAAAUUAAGAUCUAAUGCCUUAACUUUCUUAACUAUGGGAAUUCCCGGCGUCGUUGAUAUCAAACCUGUUUACAAUCGUUAUUCUGUAUCCACAGUAUCCUCCUUGUUAUCAAAACCUACCUUAGCCACUACAACAAAUCUUCAGCAAUCAUUAACUGGAUUUAAUAGACCCUCCUCUACGAAUAAGGAAGAUUUUGAUUUAGAUGACGUAAUAUUAUCACCUAGAUUUUACGGUAUUGCAUUGUUAAUUACGAGAUUAUUCCGGGAUAUUUGGGGUAGACACGUCUUUACGACUUUUACAGAGAACACUGUAACACACCGUGCAUAUAAUCCUUCUAUUUCAAUCGGUUCGUCUAAUAAUAAUUUGAAGGCAGAUGCCAUCUCACAGAAUAAGAACGUAAUAUCGAAGGUAUCUAUUUCCAAAGAUUGCAUCGAGUAUUAUCUAUCUUCAGUUAACAUUUUGAAUGAAUUUUUCACCACUUAUGGUGACUCUAUUUCCCAAAUAUCAGCUCCCUACCUACUAGCAAAUAAUUCUAACAAUAGAAUUGUUGAUAAAACAGAAGAAGUUGCGAACCAAGCGGAGAGUAUAGCUAUUAACGCCCUGAUAAAAUUAGUGCAGUCAAUUAAAGAAGGCUUAUCUUUCUUGAACGUGUUAUAUGAGGAAAGCGAAGUCGAAGGAUUCGAUAACCAAUACCUUGGAUUUAAGGAUAUUAUCAGUUUUGUAAGCUCAGACGUCCAACAAGAUUUGGUAAAACUAGACUUUAAAGAUCUAUUCACUCAGAAUGACAAAACGAAAUCUUUAAUUAGAGAAAUUUUGCUCUCUAUUAUCAAUAGAAAUAUUACUAAAGGCGCGUCCAUAGAGUAUACUGCAACAGCUUUACAAGAACGGUGCGGAUCGUUCUGUUCUGCAAGCGAUAUAUUAGGAUUCAGAGCUAUUGAGCAUCUCAGAAGGGCUAAAGAAAUCGGUUUGCGCAAUUACGAUUCGCUAAAUUAUCACUUGAAGAAUGCUACUGCUUUGCUUGAACAAAUCGUGGACGAUCUUUCUAUCGACAAAUUAAAAGAAGCCGUAUCAAUGAUGUUAAGUGUAAAUUAUUAUCCAAAAUCUAUUGAGUUCCUCCUGAAUAUCGCCAACUCAAUGGAUAAAGGUAAAUUAGCUUGUCAGUAUGUGGCGAAUGGAUUUUUAGAAAAUGACGAAAGGAAGCUGUAUUAUGAUAAACGUAUUUUAGUCUACGACUUGGUUUUUGAGACUUUGAUAAAAGUUGACGAACUUGCCGACAAAAAUCCAUCAUCUAAAACCAAAAAUCAGGUUUCGAUAUCCAAUGACGAUGAGGUGAAGCUGAGACAAAAAAGUUAUGAAGUUGCACUUAAAUAUAACGAUAAAUUGUUCCACUAUCAUAUGUAUGAUUGGCUUGUAUCUCAAAACAGAGAAGAUAGAUUAUUAGAUAUCGAAACUCCAUUCAUACUUCCUUAUCUAAUGGAAAAGGCAGGCAGCUCAUUAAAGAUAUCAAAUAUCCUUUGGGUAUAUUAUUCAAGAAGAUCUAAGUUUUUCGAAUCUGCUGAAAUACUUUACCAAUUAGCUACGUCGAAUUUCAACAUCUCAUUGUUUGAAAGAAUCGAGUUUCUUUCACGUGCUAAUGGCUUUUGCAACAGUGUGUCCCCAUUAAGUCAGAAACAAAAAAUUGUACAAUUAGCCAGUAAAAUCCAAGAUGCAUGUGAAGUUGCUGGUAUCCAAGGAGAUAUAUUAUCACUUGUGUAUACGGAUGCAAGACUAGAUUCUACUAUUAAAGAUGAGUUAAUCAAAACUUUAGAUGGUAAAAUCUUAAGCACAAGUGAAUUGUUCAAUGAUUUCGCUGUACCCUUAAGUUAUCAUGAAAUUGCCCUAUUCAUUUUCAGGAUAGCAGAUUUUAGGGAUCACGAAAUGAUUAUGGUCAAGUGGGAUGAACUUUUUCAAUCUUUGAGAAUGGAGUUCAAUAAUACAGGCAAGAAAGAAGAUUCAAUAAACUUCAUUAAUUUAUUGUCUAAUGUUUUAAUUAAAAUUGGUAAAAAUGUCCAAGAUUCAGAGUUCAUUUUCCCUAUUUUUGAGCUUUUUCCCAUUGUUUGUAAUUUUUUCUACGAGACACUACCUAAAGAGCAUAUUAUACCGGGGUCCAUGGUUUCAAUCUUCAUAACAGCAGGUGUUUCUUUCAACAAAAUGUACUAUAUUCUAAAAGAACUGAUCGAGACACUAGACUCAGAUAAUUCUGUAUUCAAUAAAGAAAUGACUUGGUUGAUUCACGAAUGGUAUAAGUCGGACAGAAAAUUCAGAGAUAUAAUAACCUACAAUGACAUAAUUAAUUUGAAGGAAUACAGCAUUGAGAACGAUCCAAUUGAAAAGUACGUUAAAAAUACAGGCAAUAAAUUGGGCAUUUGUUUCUAUAGAGAAUAA